This is a messenger RNA of Vespa mandarinia (Asian giant hornet), 4640 nucleotides long. RefSeq names its product putative ATP-dependent RNA helicase Dbp21E2 (gene Dbp21E2). NCBI's taxonomy places the organism in Eukaryota, Metazoa, Arthropoda, Insecta, Hymenoptera, Vespidae. Gene Ontology annotation, cellular component: cytosol. The record is from RefSeq and is a predicted model, not a curated record. Gene Ontology annotation, molecular function: ATP binding; nucleic acid binding; RNA helicase activity.
UUCUCGUUUGCGCUUGUAGUUCAUAUUUUGUCCAUACCUAUCGCUGAAGUCACACAUACUUCGAACGAGAGGUUAUGAAUUAUCUUAAUGUAUACUUUUUAAUUUUUCUAAACAGGAUAGGAUUGUAAAGCAAAACGGUCUAAAAUGCUUCUUCGAUUUUGUAAAUUAUGUUAUCAGGAUUCAAGUGUGUCGAUUACAAAUUUACGGAAAUAUGGAAAAAGAGUUAGUACCAAACGUUUUAAGAAAUGUAAAGUCGAAAACAAAACGUUAACUCACGACCAAAUAAAUAUGAAAAAGCCAAUAAUCGUGUGCAAACGCCCGAUAUUUAAUUUCUACAAAGGUCAAACUUAUUCACAACACGAAAAAAUACCAAUAGCUAGUAAAGGAUGGCAUCAUUCAAAAGCUAAAGGGGAUCAUUUUCAUGUAUAUUCAGAACAUGAAUUAAAAUCCGGUCAAGCUAUCGUAGAGUCUACUUUUGAGAAUUAUGAUUUAUGCCCUUUGUUGUAUAAGAAAUUGCAGGAAUUAGGAUUUAUAAAGUUAUUGGAAAUUCAGGAAUGUGCUAUACCAAAAAUUUUAGAUGGUAAAAAUACUGUAUUAGCUGCUGAAACUGGAUGUGGAAAAACGUUAGCGUAUCUUGUUCCUCUAAUAAAUCAAAUUUUAAAUUGGAAACCAUUGUUACAAAGACCUUUUAAUUCUCCAUUAGGAUUAAUUAUAACACCAACCCGAGAAUUAGCUGUUCAAAUAGGGGUAGAGGCAAAAAAGUUAUCAAAAGAUCUUGAUAUUUCAACAAAAAUUUUGACAGGUGGUAAAACAAAAAGAAUGGUAUCACGCUUACCAUUAAAUGAUGUUGAUCUUGUUGUAGCCAGUUUUGGAGUUAUCAGUAAAUUAUCCACUUUUGGACUUUAUAAAUUAAAUUGUGUCAAACAUAUUGUUCUAGACGAAGCAGAUGCAUUAUUUCAUGACACAUUUGAAGGAAAACUUAAAGUAUUUAUGAAUAGGUUAAAGAUUGGUUAUCAACAAGUAAUAGAUGAGAAUGGAAUGCCUAAGAAUACUCAAUUGACAUUAGCUUCCGCUACAAUGCCCCAAAGAAUUUCUGAAGUUUUAGAAGACAUAGUAAAUGUCAAUUCUCUGACUCAAAUAGUUACAGAAAAAUUACAUCAUGUUUUAGUACCACAGAAAUUUAUAAGAUUGGGAUCAAGUCAAAAACCGUACGAAUUAUUAAAAUAUGUAAAACCAAAAAUUAAAUCUAAAGAACCAAUAAUCAUAUUCAGUAAUAAUAAUGCUACUUGUGACUGGAUUAGUAUGUUCUUACAUGAAUGUGGUAUUGAUAAUGUACAUUUGAAUGGUAAUAUGCCUUUAACAGUUAGACAAGGAAAAUACAAAGAAUUCAAAAUUGGAAGAAUUAAUAUAUUAUCAGCUACAAAUAUUGGAUCUAGAGGAUUGGACACUUUCAUGGUCCGACAUAUAUUGAAUUAUGAUUUUCCAUUGGAUACUGCUGAUUAUAUUCAUCGAUGUGGUAGGGUUGGAAGGAUAGGCAGCCAUGAAGAUUGCAAAGUAAUCAAUUUUAUUAGUCAUUAUCUAGAAAUUGAGGUAGUUCAAAAGAUCGAAAGAGCUUUACGCAGAGGAAGACCAAUACCUAUCUUUAAUAUAAUGAAAAAUAAUACGAAAGAUGAUCUUGAAUCUCUAAUUUCUUCCAAUGAUAUCCAAAAUGAUAUAAUUGAAAACAUAAAUGAGGAAAAUAGUAUUCCUUAUUAAUAAGUUCGUGAAUUAUAUUAAUAAAAUACGUGAUAUAUAUUUUCCAAAAGAUCUUUUCAAAUCUAUAAAUAUAUUGUUAAACCUAAUCAAUGUAAAAUAUGAUCACCCGACUCGAAACUAUAGGAAGAUAUAUAUGAGAGAAUAUUUAUCUCUCUCGUCCAAUAUACAUUCGUUUCCUAAUUUAAUUAGCUUGUAUAAGGCCAAUUUUAGAUUAGAUUACUCUUGUGUAAGAAUUCAAUGACGAAACCCUAACAGUGCCUGUCAAUACGUUCAUCUGAUUAGAUAGGUAUCGUUAUUUCUAAUUUGAUGUGAUCUUUUAAAAGAGAUUUUAUUUUUUUGCCUUGAUAGGAAAUUAGUCUUCAUAUAACCAUAAAUGUUUAAAAUUUAAAUGGGAUUUCUUAUUUUCUUUUCGUUUUUUUUCUUCAAAUCUUAAGAUUUAGGAUAUAUUCUUAAAUCGUUUCUAUUCAUCCAUACGUAUUCCUAAAUUUUAAAGUUUGAAUAGAAGGGAGCAGAAAGGUUUAUGUUUAUCCAUAUGUACUGUAUCCUAUCGUGUCCACUGACACACCCACACUGGACACCCACGCGCGGUAAAUAGUAAUACUAUAAGCUAGAACAUACGUCUAGAUCAGUUUAUUACUCACUUUGCGUUUUAGUGAAAUUAAACAUGGUCAGCGCACGCUGCCGUUUUACUUUAGUUGGCUUCGUCCAUGUGGGUGUGUCGUAGACAACUAAAAUAGUGUUGCUAAACAAUAUCUUCGCGUGUUUCUUAUCUCUUUUAAAUUAACAACUAGUAGAUACCUUUCCGAAUUAAAUUCAAAAGUUUUGUUUAACCUUUUUGAUACUGCGCAUACAAUACAUAUUUAUGAAAUUAGAUAUUGCAAGCGUUAUAUAAUCGUGUAUAAGUAUUAAAGGUACAUCUAAUAAAUAAUUUUUUUAUUAAUUUUGCAAUAAUUACAAAUACAGUGCUUAUGAAAAUAUUUUUCUCUAUUUACGAAAGCUUUUUAAAGCAAAUGAAAAGUUCAAUUGAAUAAAAGCACAGAAAAAUUUGGUUUACAAUAGAUGUAUUGUAUAUAUAAAAAAUGAUAGUAAAGAUUAGGAGUAAUUUAAUGUGAGCCUAUAAUGGUCAGCAUGAAUAAUAUAAAAAUGUACCAUUAGAUAAUUUGUUUAUUUCAUAAAAUAAAGAACAUUUAAACAAGAAAUGUUCGUUUUAUCAGUAUCAUAUAAGAUGAUAAUCGGGAUACUGAAAUAAGCAUAAUAAAUUAGACAAAUCAUGAUCUAAGUUCAAUAGUCCAUAAAUUUAUAAUUUAAAAUUCAGGUUGGAAAAACUGAAGAAAACAAAAAAUUGAUAUAUUACACACGUAAAAGAACUUAAUACCAAAGAAUACUGAUUAAUGUCAAUUAAUAAAAAUCGCAUAAAGGGAAACUAUUUUAUAAACAGUACACAACAUUUAUCUAAAAAUUACCAUUUAUCUAUUAGAUAGGAUUUAUCUAAAAAUGUACCAUUUAUUUAUUUCAUUUCAUUCAUCUAAUUUAGAAGUAGAUUCGGAAUAAAAAGAACAUUUGUAUUAUAUAAUUACCAAUCUGUGUAUAUCCUGAAUAUGAUUGUUUAUACAAGAGCUUUUAAAAAUAUUGUAAAGCAUCAUUCAGUAUUGGAAAUAGAAAGAUAUAUUGUUAUAACAGUCACACAUCAGAAAAAAAUUAUAUAUUAUAUAUCCAUAACUGAGUCACACAUUGAAAAAAAUCAUAUAUUAUAUAUCCAUAACUGAUUCAUAAAUCUUGCCUUAUACAUUGCGUUGCAUAAUUAAAAAACAUAUGCAUGUGGAACGGUGAGGAAACAUAGAAAGGGAUUACCGAAAGUGUCGAAGAAAUUAAAGAAAGAAAAAAUAAGUUUCAAAAACACAAACAUUUUAUUAACAUUGGAAUGGAAUGAUAAGAAAGAAAUAUAGAUGCUAUCUGCAUUACAUAGUUUUGAAAAAAAAAACAACUAAAAACUGAAAAGGUCAUUUAUAAGCCCAAGUGCAUUUAAAAUUGUAGUACGAUAUGGCAUUAACGGUUUAAAAUAAUUCAAAAUAUUAUGAGAUUUUUUAACAUUCUAUGAAUAUAUUUCGAUAUAUAAUACACAUGGCCCUUACAUUGAAAUAACAAGAAAGUUCAAGAAAGUAACAAGAAGUCUGGGCCUUCUGUUAAAAUUAAUCAAUGCUGAAAUACAUCUUAAAUAUAUACAGUGGCUUCCAUAUACUUACGUACACUUCAUAUUUUAACUUUAAAACGUUUAUAUUUUUCUUUGGAAUACAUGUAGCUGAUUCGAUUGUUUAUUUCUAAAAAGUUCCGACCCUUAAGAAUAUACCAAAGACCGGGGUUUUAUGAAUUUCAAGAAAUGAAGUUGUUUUUAAAUAUUGUAUUUCGAAUUAUCGGUUUCGUAGCAGUUACUUGCAUACACUGAGAGCUUACGUAUUUAAAUCAGGAUGUUGGAAAUUUAAAUAGUAUCUAUCAAUGUUUAUUGAAAUUUUGAAUAGUUCAUGUUUUAUAAAAUCACCGUGAUGAGUAAAUGUAAGAAUAUUACACCAGAACAAUGACGAUUAGUAGAACAUCUUCGUAAAAGUGGAAAAUCGUAUCGGAAGAUAUCUAAAGAAUUUGGACUAUCAGUUAUGGCAUGUUACCAAGCUAUAAAAUAUAUUAAAUAUGAAACUUCAGAUAACCUACCUCGCAAAGCAAGAUUUCGAAAAACCGAUGUGAAAAUUCAUUAAUUAUCUGAAGCUGAUAGAUUUAAGACUGCUGUCGAUAUUCAUAAGCAAAUAUCCACCAACUUGAAUACACAAAUAAGUGUUCGGGGACUAUUUAACAAAGAUGAAUUUCAAUUAAAUGGACGCAUUGCGAGAAAAAAA